This is a messenger RNA of Gadus morhua (Atlantic cod), 3332 nucleotides long. Its product is annotated as tumor necrosis factor receptor superfamily member 10B. Gene Ontology annotation, biological process: positive regulation of apoptotic process; TRAIL-activated apoptotic signaling pathway. Gene Ontology annotation, cellular component: plasma membrane; cell surface. Bases 509 to 1774 code for a protein of 421 amino acids. Lineage: Eukaryota; Metazoa; Chordata; Actinopteri; Gadiformes; Gadidae. The transcript is spliced from 10 exons. The record is from RefSeq and is a predicted model, not a curated record. Gene Ontology annotation, molecular function: protein binding.
CAAGUGGACUUCAGUGUUUGCGUUGUGUUUUUUAUCGUUGUUAAUUAUUUUUACUUUUAUGCGAAUUGUUCCCGCGUUUAACUUUCAAUUUGUGUGGUUGGCCAAUCACAGCGCGAGAGGGAGGGGCUUGGCCCGCCACCGCUCCAUAUUUUUGGUGAAACUGCAUAGUCUUGUGCGACUGCGUUUCGGCCGACCUUCCAGACGGAGCCGGCGUAUCUGGUGCCCAAAACCGCACAUUUCUGAGACCAUGGGUGGUUUUUAACCUCUUCAUUGAAGUUACAAUCUGUCCUGAGAAUGUGUGUGUUGGGACUAGGGUUGUCAUCACCAGGGUUCGCGGGGAAAUUUAAGAUGAAUGUAACCUGAUACUAGGGGGCGGGGAAGCUCCGGGAUCCCGGUGCCACACGCUCUCACCGGGUGGUGUGUUGACUUCAUACACUUUCUUUCUCACCGGGUGGUGUCGUCAUUAGAGAGCAAUACACCAUACGAUCGAAUCAACUGAACAAUAACCAUGAAUAAAGGCAACAUUUCAACGGCUUGUGUGUGUGUGUUUUUCUCUGUGGCCCUCCCCCUCUGUGCAGCCCUGCCCACUCCUCCGCCGGGCACCAAUCAAAAGGCUGAACUGCUGCGCCAAGGCUCCUGCCCUGAAGGCCUGUACCCGUCAGCGAGCCUGUGCUGCCUCAACUGCCCCGCUGGCGAACACCAGGUCUCCCCGUGCUCCAGCGACCGGGGGAGCAGUGUGUGCUCAAAGUGUCCCAUGGGGACGUUCACGGAUCACAGCAACGACCUGCACACCUGUCUCACCUGCACCCGGUGCCCCCCAGACCAGGAAGAGGUGCAGCCCUGCUCCCCCACCAACAACACGAUGUGCCGGUGUAAGCCCGGGUCCUUCUGCGCCCACGACCAGGCCUGCGAGGCGUGUCAGCGGUGCAGGAGCUGUAACGACGGAGAGACGCGGGUGAAGAGCUGCACUGCCCACUCCAACAGCGAAUGCGCCAAGACCUCGACGCCCGGGACCCCAACGGAGGGGAGGUCUCCUGAUUCAGGCUCAGCCCCCCUGGCGCCCUGGUGGAUUCUGGGCGUUCUAGUGAUCGCUGGUGUUGCUUUUUUUUGCUUCCUGGUCUACAAGAAAAGGAGACGUUGCUUGAAAUGUCUGCCUAGCCUGUCACCUGGCCAUUCUCAGCAGGAGGCCAAAAGGCAUGGACCCCUCGAGAUCGCGCAGAACGCCCAUAACGUGUUGGUGGAAAUCCCCCUGCUGCCCCCUGAAAAGUCCAGAAGUGACGGCUCGGUCGAUGAAGAAGACCCUGGUCUGGGCAGCAGCAGCUCUGAGACCAGCCUCACGGUCGAACGCACCUCGACGCCCUCUCCACAGACCCCAGCGGGCUGGACCACCAGCCCACCCAAUGCGAGGAAUGAUGACGAUUCACUGCUAGUUCCUUUAAAUGGUGAUGUGUCUCUAAGGCACUGCUUUGAGUAUUUUGACGAUGACAUGGUUUCCAAGGUUCACAAGAGGUUCUUCCGGAAAUUGCAUCUCAGCGAAAAAGUUAUCGACAGAGCAAUCAACAACGUAAACAACGAGGACUGCGUCUAUGAGCUGCUGGGCGUUUGGCUCGAGAGGGAAGGCCAAGAAGCUAAACUCCACCACCUGCUGCAAAAGCUUAGGGACUUGGAUCAGAACCGGACGGCAGACUCAAUCGUUACAAAGGCCAUCGCUAACGGGCACUAUAAAAGAUGGGUGAUUCCACAACCAUCGUGUUCGGGCAAAGGCGAUGAGUGAAUCAGACCUGGGGGGUCUUGCUUGGGGACUUUCUUGGGCUUUUCUGCAACUCUUUAAGAAAAAUAAAAUAAAGGUCCAACUGCAUAAAUGUGGUGAGGGGGAAAUUCCAAGAGGACCAAGUCCAUCGGAACAAACCCGGGUUGAUGGGGAUUCUAUUUUUCCUGUGUCCACUGCUGUUUUGGUGUAAUAUAUCUGAACAGUGGUGAACAUAAAACGUUUACUUACUUGUGACAUGAAGUCAAAAGGUUCUCAGGGUCACGCGGUGGCAACCUACUAGCCUUCAAGCUGUGUGGUGUCAAUCGGCCGUAGUGAAUGAUGUUGGUCUUCCGCGUUAUGUAGGAAAAAUGAACCAAUGUUGUGAAACAAAAAUAGUGUAGUUGUAAACUCAUUAUGAUUGUAGGCUCUAUGAUUGUAGGCCUGUUCGAAGUUCUAGAAAUGGACCGAACGCCCGGGCUACCCUGACCUCAGGGAAUGUCCACCGAGCGCAGUACUGGGUGUGUGCCAGAAUGGCACACCGCACUGCUCACUCAAGAAAAGAUAUACAUCUAAGUGUAUCUAUAUUAUCCUAUAUAGAUACAGAGACGGAUAACUUAAAUCCUAGCUCUAGUUAGAUGUAUAAAUAAAAAAAACAGCCUUUCUAAGCACUCUUAAAGCCCUAACCAUGGGCAUGGGUGUGAGUUUGAGUCCCUCCGGUACUUAAACUCGAAGGUACUUGCGAAGUGCUGGCUUCUAAUGGGUUCUUACCCAUCAGCCAAGUCGACGCAGAAUAGAGUCUUGAGCCCUUGAAUGACGACUCUGGGGUAGCCCCACUAGGGGUCCCAGAGCGUGGGUGAACAAGACGAGCAAGGUGAAGUGAAAUCGGUUUCCUCAGGAAACUUUUUGAGCUCACCUGCCUCACAAGAGGAUGCAUUCGAGCAAAACAAAUAUUGAUACAUUUGAUAUUUAUUGUACUUAUUUCACAUUAUGUGUAUUUAUAUAGGGCAACAAUGAUCAAAUGUUUAGAAAUAUUUAUUUUUGUAAUGUUUUGUGCAGAAUCGAUGUAAUACAGCUUCCGGACAUUCUUUGUCCUUGUUGUUGUAGCCUUAUUGAUACUUUUUUACACGAAAUGAGUAUUAAUUUGAGAUGAAUUUGGUACAAUUGGGCUCAUGUUUGAGUUCAUACUGUGUCCAUUCCUGUUCACUCCGAUCUCAUUCUUUGUUCGAUUUUUAUCAAAUGAGAAUGAACUAAGGCACCUUGUUGAAUGAUUAAACAUUUCUAAAUGUCAACCUAACAUGAAGAAAUGGAAAUGUUCAAACGCAAGCUCCGUAAGACAGAUGUGCAAUCCAGCACAUCCCUCUGCAGUCAAUGUUACAACUUGCAAUCACUACCCUGUGAACUGUGUUGGGAAAAAACACCUUUUCACACCUUUCUCUCUUUUCAAACUUUUAUUUUUUCUUAUUUCUCUCAUCAAACACGUGCUGUUUUUUCUCAAAUCAAACGCUGUUGGAUAACAUCUUAAAUAAAGUUUUUUUCAGCAAUGUGUUCUUGUAUGUCACAUUAUUGUUAAGGGCGGCUGCAU